AUGGCUGCCCUGAUGGACCUACCUAAUGAGAUUCUUAUCUCAAUCCUUGACAUUCUUUCUAUCGUCGACCUUCAAUCGGCUAUCCUGUUACAGCUUAUGAACCGCCGCCUUCACGCACUCAUAAAAGAUAUCUUAUUUGACACUCGGAAGAUUUCGAACAGGAAUGGCGGUGAUGAUGCUGAGGGGAUAGAAAUCAAUCCUCUCUGGAGAACCAAAUUCAAAGGCCUCUUCAAUACGUCAGUUUGUUUCACGGACGCAGAGAGAACUAGAAUGGCAUAUCUAACCCUCGACGGCGACUACACACUGCCUUUCCGUAGGCUUCCGUGGGCACAAACGGAAAGUGAACGUGACGCGUACCUCCGCCCGGGAGCGACCUGGCGCGAAAUUAGUCUUACUUUUGGCCGAGCACCCAUCACUCACCUAGACGUAGUCAAGAGUUAUUUCGCUCAAGGGGGUGAUGUGGUCGACUACUAUCAAGUCGAUCUGCCGCCAUCCGGGAUGACGAUGGGUCUCUUCUACGAUGUUCUGCUAUCCGAGAAGGCCACUUACGGCCACGAGACGGGCAGUUGGGAAUUGAUUGUCGGCCGUCGACUACGUAGUUUCGAUGUCUUAUUCGAAUAUGAAUGUUUCAUCUCGGAUGAUAGAGAUAUGGUCGACGUCGGUAAAGAGGCAUGUCAGGCCGCAAUAUUAUAUGUGCAGGGCGGCCCAGUGAGCCGUAAAUAUACUUCCGACACCGUGGAGGAUAGUUGGGUCCUUAACAGCAAGACGAAUCGGCGGCUACUCCCGUGGCAGGGGCCCAUUCAGAAUUUUAUUUUUACCGGGUAUUACGACUAG
Daldinia caldariorum is the source of this 834-nucleotide messenger RNA. RefSeq lists its product as uncharacterized. NCBI's taxonomy places the organism in Eukaryota, Fungi, Ascomycota, Sordariomycetes, Xylariales, Hypoxylaceae. The coding region runs from base 1 to 834 and encodes 277 amino acids. Gene Ontology annotation, molecular function: protein binding. The record is from RefSeq and is a predicted model, not a curated record. The transcript has a single exon.